Ctenopharyngodon idella (grass carp) is the source of this 2765-nucleotide messenger RNA. RefSeq lists its product as uncharacterized. Gene Ontology annotation, biological process: lipid metabolic process. The record is from RefSeq and is a predicted model, not a curated record. The transcript has 4 exons. Lineage: Eukaryota; Metazoa; Chordata; Actinopteri; Cypriniformes; Xenocyprididae. Gene Ontology annotation, molecular function: phosphoric diester hydrolase activity. Bases 1632 to 2534 code for a protein of 300 amino acids.
GUAAACUUAUAUUUUCCCAUAAACUCUGGAAAAAAAACUAACUUUGACCAAGUUUAUCAUAAGUUCAGGCUCAUGUUUAUUCACACUAAACCUAGAUGUUUAUUCUGGGAGAUAAUAUAUCUUGAAUAAACUGUACAUCAGUGUUGUGUGGUGGUGUUUUAAAAUGAGGAGGCAAAGUCUUUUUUUUUAUAUAUCAAAUUUAUGUCCCUGUUACACAAUUUUCCUGGUUAAAUGAACAUUACAUAAAAAAGAGAGACCAAAUACAAUUCUAUUUUAUAUUUUUACACUAUGUAAUGUUCUAUUUAUUAAAACCAAGUAUAAAUUUUGUCAAGCUAGUGUUCUUAUGCAUUUUUACAUUUUUAUUUGUGAAAUAAUGUUCAGCUUUUCUUUUUAAUAGUCAAUUUAUUUUCAGCAGUCAUCAAGCUUGUACACACUGGUCAGUGGUCUCAGACACAAAGAUGUACCUUUAAUUUCAUCACGCUGAUUGCUCACUAAAAACCAGAGUCAUCAUGUUUUCAGGCCAUUUCAAGUUUGAUUUUGACACGAUAUAAAGCUGUGAUAUCUAAGUGACAGUUGUUUACUUACUUUUUAAUUAGUCUUCCCAUUACCACUAUCAUUGUCUUCAUUCAGGCCGAUUCAACUAGAAUGCAUGCGAACAAAGAGGCGGGAUUUAUCGCACGAACCAAUCAUGUCUAACCAUAACUGAUCAUAUCCAAUCAUAGCACGAUGGAGGCACUGCCUCCUCUCACGUGACUUUCACCCAUUCAUUCUCAAUUACCCCCACUAAACCCACCACACGCUUUAGGGGUUCUGUUUUAUUUCUAUGUGAUAAUGGGAGGCACGAGAGCGGACUCCCCGCUGUAACUUCACCUGUUGGACAGUGUUUCUUUAGAAAAACGAGUGAAUUUUACACUUUUUAAUAUACAUUUUUGUAAUAUUUGCAUUGUUUUAUUUUUGUAUUAUCGAUUAUUUUCUCAUCCAGUUUUUUGACGAGGCACUGCCUCCCUUGCCUCCUUGGAGGAAAUGCUCCAGCUGUACAUAUACAUUAUACAUUAACAGGGUAAUAUUCUACUUUUAGCUAUUUAAUUCCAUAUACUUGUAGAACUUUUCUAUUUCUACCUUUUUUUUGUUUUUGUUUGCCUCAUUAAUAAACAUAUAAAUACUGUUCAUUGAGUAUAGUGAAAACCUUUAUGGGAAACUUAAAGUAGUGUAAAAAAAUGCCAUAUACUAUCAUAUAUUAAGGGAACCUUAAGGUAGUGUCCUAAGGAUUUUGAAAUAUCAUAUAUAUUGACAAAUCAAGUUAUAAAGUAUAUCUUGAUCUGAUCUGCAGGGCAGUUGAGUUCUGAUUGGAGCAUUUUGUCCACUCUCAACGAGUCAGCUUUUUACUGUACACUAUUAAUAGGCACAAUGACCCCUCAAACAAAAGGGUCAGUUUGUAUUGGUGCCUCCAACAAGCUUAAGCCAGAACUGUGUACUCGCUAAAAAAAAAGGUAGAAAAACAACAGCAGGCUUUACGGCUAACCUGACACUGCCUAGUUGAUUCUUUGUGCAUCAGCAUCACAGAUCUCUUCAGGUUCACUGGCAAACUCAACAAACACGUAAAGGAUCAGCGAGCAUUGAAAAGGUUCAUUAUGGAAGGCACUAGAGGACACAUUUUGCAGCUAAUGGUGAUGGGCAUUUUGCUGGGCACAGCCUUCUCAGGAUACAGGGCCAUCCAGACACCUGACUAUGAUGACACCUCCACGCCUGAGAUCCUGAACCCUUCCUGGAUGGCCACCAUCCCUGACAUCUACUCCCUAUCAGAUGUGACGAUGCCCGGCACACACAACACCAUGGCCUUGUACGGUGGCUCACUGGCCGAGUGUAACUCCUGGUCCCUCUCUCUCCAGCUGCGCGCCGGGAUCCGCUUUUUGGAUAUUCGUGUUCGGCAUGUGAAAGACAACUUGACCAUCCACCACGGAAUCUCGUAUCAGUAUGCUCACUUUGGGGAUGUGUUGAUGGACGUGGUGGCUUUCCUAAGAGAGCAUCCUUCGGAAACUGUGCUGAUGAGGCUGAAAGAGGAGUUGAGUAACACGCAGGAUAUCUACGGAGCAGUUGUGCGCUAUAUUAAUGAGUAUGCGCACUGGGACCUGCUGUGGCAUAGUCGUGAGAUGCCCACCAUGGGAGAGGCGCGAGGAAAGCUGAUCAUACUGCAAGACUUCACCGGCCUUGACCUGGGCGUACGCUACAACUCACUGGACAUAGCAGAUGACUGGAAGGUGUCCUCUCUGCAGCCGGAGGAAGUGGAGAAGAAAUGGAGAAGUGUCUCCACUCAUCUGGAGGCGGCUACGGUUGGUAACAAAAACCGUAUGUUCCUCACCUACAGCAGCGGUGCCGGUAUCCUGGCACAUCCCAACUCCCUGGCCCAGCUAAUAAACUCCCGCCUGUACGAAUAUCUGACAGGCUAUGUCGGUCAAAGCAAGCGGUUUGGUAUUAUAACAAUGGACUUUCCAGGUGCCAAGUUAGUGCAAACUAUUAUAGGCUUCAAUUAUUGAGAUUCAACGGCAAGACGUCAGGACCAAUACACCUGGAACUCACCAAAAUACUUCAUUAAUUGACACAAAUCCCAGUCAUACUCUGACUCAAAUUACCCAUACCCUUGAAAUUUCCAUAACCGUGACAGAAAAAGUUUGAGCUUGCUGGCAAAUUUUGGAAUAUCUGACUUAAUAAAACUCUGUGACAAAUUUGUGUCAUAACACCAUGUUAUGACAAAAUUUGAAAUAAAA